UACAUAAUAUACAUUCAAUGAUUAGUUUUAGGGUAAAGAUCAAUCCACACCAGGAAUUGGAAUAAACCCAAUUUAUAAUCCUCUAAUUAAAGCCUAAGCUAAGAUCAAUAUUGAAUAGUAAAACAGCAUGUGGGCCUUGUGACGAGAAAGCCCGAAGAAUGAUAUCCCAUUGAGCCCUAAAAUCCGGGAUCCAAACCAGACAAAGCUAUUCUUUUUUGUCUGUCUGAUUGUCUCUCCGUACUCCGUAGUUAAAACUUUGUCAACUUGACAGAGGGGUUUUACACGCGCUGUUCUGCUCUGCCUCUGAAGGAAAGGGGAAUGGCUUCUUCAAUGGCGAUUAAAACCCUGUCAAGGUCACCCUUGAGUUGUUCUCCUUUCAGAAAACCUUUUUCUUCGCUUCUACGACUCGUGUCCUACUCGACGAAGUCGGACGACGAUGCCAUUCCUACAGCAGGAAUCAGCAGACCGCUUUCCGACAUUCUCAAAGAACUCAAUAAAAAAGUCCCAGAUUCCCUCGUCAAGCUCCGCAUUGAAGCUGGCUUCAAUAUCAAAUAUAUCCCCUGGCAUAUUGUGAAUCGGAUUAUGAACCUGCAUGCUCCAGAGUGGUCUGGUGAGGUUCGCAACAUUACUUAUUCUGCUGAUGGAAAGUCUGUAUCAGUUGUCUACCGUGUAACACUCUAUGGGACUGAUGCUGAGAUAUAUCGAGAGUCUACAGGGACUGCUUCAGUUGAUGAUCCCGGCUAUGGAGAUCCUGUACAAAAGGCUGAGGCCAUGGCAUUUCGGCGAGCUUGUGCACGCUUUGGGCUAGGGCUUCAUCUUUAUCAUGAGGACUUGUUGUAGAUAGCUGAAGAACUGUGCUUUUUUCGUUAGGAAAAAAAAGGAAAAAGCUCAAGGGCUCGACAUCCUUUGAUAGUUUUGGUCAUAAACUGUCUUUUUCAUCAAGCAACAUGAUGUUGCCUAUAAUUAUGUCCUUUUGAGAGUAGAAGUGAAACAGAUGUUGGUAAUGAAAAAACACUUCCUAUAUAUAACCGGGUCGUUUGAGAAUUUACCACAAUCUGGGUUUAGCUUGGCAUGUAAUGUAAGCUACUGUUGAUGCAUUUUUGAAGCCUGUUUGUGGUGAAAUUCCUUAUUCUUAGUAUUUGUGGUUUGCUAUGUGUAAAGAUGGGCCUUGGGGAAACUCGGCGCAAUUUCUCCCAGUGAAAGAGAAUUGCGUUUGUGAUAAACAAAAUGGCAGUCCGCCGCUUAUUAUUUAUCAGUUCAUCGGGUUCAACUGCUUGCCAUUGGUUUAUAGACUAGGUCAUUCUGGAGUGAAA
Molecule: messenger RNA, 1313 nt
Organism: Durio zibethinus
Lineage: Eukaryota; Viridiplantae; Streptophyta; Magnoliopsida; Malvales; Malvaceae
Gene: RAD52-1
Product: cobalt ion binding protein
Biological process (GO): double-strand break repair via homologous recombination
Molecular function (GO): DNA binding
Source: RefSeq, a predicted model, not a curated record